AUGUCGCGCUAUCCCGACUACCUGACGCCGAACACGACGCCGUUGAAGCUGACCAAAGGACAAAAGUCACGGGCGCGACGGGAGCCCUCUGGGGUAUUUUCGCUGUUCCAAGCUCCGCAGAUCCAGCAAUUCAAGGAGGCGUUCCAGCUGAUAGACCACGACAAGGACGGGUGGGUGAACGAGAGCGACCUGAAAGAGAUAUUUGCGAGCCUGGGAAUCUCGCCAUCGAAGCAAAUGCUGGAUGAACUGCUGAGCGCGCGACCUGGAGGCGACACGCGAACAGAGACGGGGAACGAGCGAGGAAUCAAUUUUACAAUGUUCCUGACGAUGAUGAGCGAGCGGCUGUUUGAAUUUGACACAGAAGGAGAGCUGCUGGAGGCAUUUGGAUCGUUUGACGAGAACGACGCGGGGGUGGUGAAAGUAGAGGAAAUGAAAAAGUGGCUGAGCGAGGUUGGAGAGGGAAUGGACGAGCGGGCGAUUGACCGGCUGCUCAAGGGCCCCUUCACCGACCGAGUUGGGAAUUUCAACUACCGGGAGUGGGUAAAGGUACUGCGGGUGAAUGACGCGGAGGAGGAGAAUACAUUUUAG
Psilocybe cubensis is the source of this 588-nucleotide messenger RNA. RefSeq lists its product as uncharacterized. The transcript is spliced from 3 exons. Lineage: Eukaryota; Fungi; Basidiomycota; Agaricomycetes; Agaricales; Agrocybaceae. The coding region runs from base 1 to 588 and encodes 195 amino acids. Gene Ontology annotation, cellular component: cytoplasm; myosin II complex. Gene Ontology annotation, biological process: mitotic cytokinesis; actomyosin structure organization. The record is from RefSeq and is a predicted model, not a curated record. Gene Ontology annotation, molecular function: cytoskeletal motor regulator activity; calcium ion binding; myosin heavy chain binding.